Molecule: messenger RNA, 2748 nt
Organism: Blastomyces dermatitidis ER-3
Lineage: Eukaryota; Fungi; Ascomycota; Eurotiomycetes; Onygenales; Ajellomycetaceae
Exons: 4
Coding region: 1-2748 (915 amino acids)
Source: RefSeq, a predicted model, not a curated record
AUGGCGGGCAUUGAAGGAGUGUCUGCCAUUAUCACCGUUGCUCAAGUCGGGUUUGCCUUAGCGAAAGUUUUAAUCGAAUACAUCGAGGAAGUUAAGGACGCAUCGAGCCGUAUUAGGCGCGUUGGGAAUGAAAUAAGGACAACUAGCGAACGGCUACUUGAUAUCGGGAAACUUGUCGAGACGAACCCUAUAACAAACGCACUCAGCUCAGAGGGUAUCCAGAGUGCGGUCCGGGCUUCUGAUGAAUGCGCACAGGUACUUAGGGAGUUGCGCACGAUUUUAGCCAAAGGAGGAUAUACGCCUUCGCACACUCUGGUGCAGAAAGAGGAAAUCGAUAUAUCUUAUUUUACGAAAUUUAAAUGGCCGUUUAUCAAGUUUAGACUUGAGGUUCCAAGGGCAGAGCUACAGAGAAUAAAAUCAGAUCUAACUCUACUUUUUACUUCGGUGAUGGCUAUUUCAGCAUCUACCGAGGCCGACAAGAUGUUUUAUUGUGCAGAAAUCGUAAACGUGGAGAAAACGCGCAAGUGGGCAGCGAUGAAGGCCAGCAAAGCCAGACAAAGGGCAAUUAAAGCCGACCGCAAAGGCGACCGAGAGUCUCCAUAUCGUGGUGCAUCAAUGGCUUCAUCCACUGAGGAUGUUGAAGAUGAGCGGAUACUAACCGAAUUUAUGGAUUUCAAGGAGGAGCAAGCAAUUGCGUGGGAAAGAAAAAGACAAGAAGAGCAACUCGCUCUGCUCCGUGUGCGGGAAGACGCAAAGAGGGAAGCUGAGGAGAAAGAGCGCAAAGCAAUUGAAACUCUAGGUGUUGCAAAAUACAAGGAAGCCCUUAAACAACAGAUAGCGGAACGAGAAUCUCGGAAUUCAGCCACCAAAGAGGCUCUGCGCGUCGAACUAGAGCGGCUCAACUUCUCAUCAACCCAAAUGAAAUCAAUUCUGGACAAUAUACAUGUUGACGUCAACGACGAUACCCAGUCUGUGAUCGCCUUGCGUACACUGGGGCAUGAUUUAACGACUAUUGAUCAUUCAUCAGACCGGAACCCUACUAGCAAUAGCAAGCUUGGGAGCAAUAAGUCAAACCGAAAACCUCGCUGGAUGUUGUGGAAACGUAGCAAACGCGUUCCAUAUGCUAGUGGUUCACCACCCUCUGCUCUAAUUUCAGGUGCUUGGGACGACUCCGUCUUGUUCGAAUCGUGGGUUUUUGAAUCAAGCUCCGGUUUGUGGUGCGAGUUCAAAGAAAAUCCCUCGGAAAAUUGGAGCAAACAGGACUCCCAACAGUUUUGGAACCAGUAUUCACGGCUCCCUGCCAACCACCGUACUACAUUCCAGAAUUUCUAUCACGAAAAGAACAAACCUCUGACGGACCAGGAGAAAUGGACGGUCUUGCACUUAGAGCCAAUCAAAAGGGUCAUCAGAACAGGCAUAUUUGCCCGAAAUGAAGAAGAUGUUGGACUGCGAGUCCUUGCGACGCGGAAAAAUAUGGGACAGUCGAGUUCUGACGGACUAGUGCAAGUGCCAGGUCGAGAUGAAGAUGAAGAAGUUUCAGUGCCGCCAAUAGACGAACCUGACAAAGAACUUCUACCUGUCCCACCUUAUCGAAGUGCUGAAAGUCGAGCCAAGGACCACUUGCCCGAGAACCGGAAACAUGGUUCGGAGAGCUCUGAUAUUCCUCCAGCCAGAGACAGUCAUUUACCUCAAAGAGGGCAUCGCAGUUCAAAAUCACGACAUAGGAUCGUGUUUCAGGAUGACCUAAGCGAUAGCGACGACUCUUUUCUUUAUGGCAAUAGACGAAGGAUAGAACGGCAAAGGAACGAUGAAAUGAGACCUCGCGACAGGUUUACUGACCACGCUGAGCUAUAUAGAAGAUCGUCUGAGAUCCAUCCGAGAUCGAGGACAGAGGAUAUGAACACUGGUCGCUUUGCGGACGACAAGAAUGCGCACAAUGACGACGCAUGGGAGAGUGGCCGUAGCUAUGUUCGUUCCCGAAGGCGGGAUUCAACACCAUCCCGGCGACAAGUGCGGCUCCUGUACAACGAUGCUCAUGAACGAAUCUUAAAGAAGAACCUGGAGAAGCAGAAGCAAAGGCAGGAGGCAAAAGCCUCAGACGAAACUUCCCUCGUUUUGUCGACAUUGAACCGGUUGACAACAUAUCAGGGCAACGAGCUUCCCCCCCGGCAGCCACCUAUCGUCCCAACAAACCCCAGCAAAGCAAAGGUAGAUUUUGCUCGUGCUCCUGCUCCUGCUCCUGACCCCGCUCCUGUCGACUCUGAUGAUGAAUACCCAGCGCCCUCACAUGGGUACACUCCAGCCCCACCCGAUCGUUCCUGGGCCACGAGCAAUAAUACACAAACGGGAUCUGAUAAGCCAAUCAGAGAGCGUGAGGAAAGCAGACAGCGGCCAACCCACCUCCACGACGGCCAAGAUUACCGCUACGCUGCUCCAACUAACAAUACUAAUCUUCGUGGCCGACAACUGGUACAAACCCCCCCACCCGAUCCCAAAAUCAUAGUAUCUGAUCCCUCGCCAAUCUUGCUGCUACCAUCUUCACCUGGAAUUUAUGAGUCUCCUGCUUCUAUUAGCCGUGCAGCAUCCGCCGAAUACUCACACUCUGAUGGCAGUAGCGGCGAGGAAAGCGCUCACUUAUCCCAUCGCACGCGCGAGGGUGAGUCCAGCGAAGACGAUACAGAUGGUACUGGGGGUAAAGUUAAUAAUGACUACGAGUCGGGAGAUGAUAGCGAACAUGAUAUGAAUUGA